UCAACCGACGGGUUUUGUUUGGGUUAAUAAAGAAAUUUCACUCUAUAAAACAUACAGUUAUACAGUAUUAUAACACGAAAUUCUCUCUAAAACAUCCACACACACACAGGUUAAUAUUUUCAAAUAUCUGGAUUUCCACCUUCACUAUGGAAGAAGGGAACGACUUUCCAGGCCCGGAGUAUAGCUGUCUAGAGGAUGUGAGCGGAAGCUCGAUGGUUCCUCUCUCUUACAUCUACACACCUUUCUACGUCCAAAUCCCAAACAACUACAGUAACGUCAGACGCCCGAGUUUAACCGAUCACCAGUGCAGCUCUGAGGAUGAGCGGGCGUGUCCCUCCAGCUGGGAUUGUGAUCUUAACACAUAUAGCUAUUCCUGUCCACUUUGUUGUGACCCGUCAAGCUCACUUAUGUUCCACUGUCCUCCUGUUUGUUCCUCUGAUGGCCCGCUUCCUCACGCCGAUCCGUAUGAGCUCCCAAAUUGUACGACUGCAUCACACACCUGGACACCUGGGGGCGACGUUCAGUGUCAAACGUCCUCAGCAGAAGUAUCUGACGCUGUUCCCGGUACAACCUCCGAAGAUAAGCAGAUCUUCUCCACACACGAGUCUAACAGGCAACAUAAUCAGAUGGAUUCAGGCCACAAUAAUCAGCCUUCAUUUUGCCCUGCGCCUCCUGAUAUAGUGAUAGUUGGGCAAAACAAGGACAGCAUGUGUUCCUUCUCGGAAAAAUCUAAGAAGCCCUGCCACUGCACUAAAUCUAAGUGUUUAAAACUCUACUGUGACUGCUUUGCAAACGGAGAGAUCUGCAACAACUGCAGCUGCUUUAACUGCUGUAACAACAUGGAGCAUGCGACUGAGAGAUACAAAGCCAUUAAGAUGUGCUUAAAAAAAAACCCGGAUGCCUUUCGUUCUAAAACCAACAGCAGCGUACAUGGGGAUAUGAAAGGAAGUCACACACGAGGCUGUAACUGCAGAAGCUCAGGCUGCCUGAAGAACUACUGCGAGUGUUACAAGGCUAACAUCAUGUGCUCUUCCAUGUGUAAGUGUGUGAGCUGCAAUAACUACAGCGGUAGUGAGAAGGUGAAGAAGGAGAGCCCAGUGGAGAUGGCUUCACACCCCAACUACAUCACCAGACACUGCAGAACCAACCAUGUGACAUGUAUCACAGAUGCUGUAGUGGAAGCCACAUGUGGUUGUCUGCUGGCUCAGGCCGAGGUGGUGGAGAAGGAAGGACUCUCUCCAGUUCAGGCUGAGCGAGCGAUUCUGGAGGAGUUUGGACGCUGUCUAACACAGAUAACACACACUCAGACACACUACAGGGAACAUGUUUAAAAUGUUUUAUAUCGUAUAGAACAUCUCUGAUUGUGACUUGAUAUAUUUCACUUUAAUCUUAAUUUUUGAGGAUUGUGAGAAUUUCUGUUUUGUUGGUUUUGUAUUUAUUAUCUUAGAAAAGAAAACUUUAAAAAAAAAAAUAAAUAAAUAAAUGAUACUAGCUGCAUAUAGUAUUAUUGUUGUGUAUGUGUGUAUUAUUGUUCCAGUGUUUUAUUGUUGCUUGUGCUGUUGCAUUUAAAUUAUUCUGGUAUUUAUUUAUAUUU
Molecule: messenger RNA, 1594 nt
Organism: Hemibagrus wyckioides
Lineage: Eukaryota; Metazoa; Chordata; Actinopteri; Siluriformes; Bagridae
Gene: tesmin
Product: testis expressed metallothionein like protein
Exons: 9
Coding region: 147-1331 (394 amino acids)
Biological process (GO): regulation of DNA-templated transcription
Cellular component (GO): nucleus
Source: RefSeq, a predicted model, not a curated record